Molecule: messenger RNA, 2699 nt
Organism: Epinephelus lanceolatus (giant grouper)
Lineage: Eukaryota; Metazoa; Chordata; Actinopteri; Perciformes; Serranidae
Gene: mycbpap
Product: mycbp associated protein
Source: RefSeq, a predicted model, not a curated record
UACUUAGCACUGUUAGCUAAUUGAUGCUACAUAAGUAUCGCUUUCACGGAACCAAAUGAGGCGCGGCGAGUCACCGAGGAAGGAGUUCAGACCUCUAAGUCACGCAGAUAACAAGAAGCUAACAAAAUCAGAGGAGUUGUACUACUUGGAUGUUGACCAGUCCAAGAGCUCUUCUCUUAAAGGCGGGAAUAUUCAGCCUCUGACCCUUCACCCACGGGACCUCGAUAAAAUUCAUACACCAAAACCACCCAAGGGACGUCAAAAACCAGUGCCCAUGGCUUGUGUGUGUAAGACAAAGCCUGCUGAGGAAGUUAGAGAUGCUGUGCGAUGGCCGUUGGCUCAACCAGUGGAUCUAGAUCCUGACUCUGAACCUCUGGACUACACAGAAAUGGAAGGGCUGAGGUUUGAUGACCAAGGGAUGGUUCUUCCGCACAGCAUCCUGGGUAGUUUAGAGGAUUUCAGAGGUUAUCUGGAGGCCAAAGGGGAGACAGAGUUGGUGAAGCGAAUACCAAAGUCCCAGAGAUAUAAUCCAUCUGAGGCCCCACGGAGGCAUCACACCGAGGCUGUGCAGAAUGAGCGUGGGAUCUCCUCAGGCCACAGAAACAUCCAAAGUAAUGCUCUGCAGCAUUGGCAUACACAGAUGACGCAGCGCAGGCGGCAGCAGGACUUCUUAUCUGACCAUCUCGACAGGCCAGUCGAAAACUUACUGAUGAACCAAGCUAACCACUUCAGAGAAACUCAGGAGCAGAGGGAGUUUCUAAGCCAGGUCAUGCCACUCAUCCACCCUGGAUAUGGUUACCGUGUGGGCAGUGAGUUUUGGAGUCUCCCACAGCGUUAUGGAGAUGAAAUGAGUGGCAUCACAGCCACUCUGACUCAAACACAGCAGGGCAGAUGGGAGCCUGUCACACAUAUAGGACAACCGAGCAGCAUACGCCAGGAAUCAGGAAUAUUUGUUGCUGAGACUCUGCGUCAAGCCUCUCGGACUUGGGAACAGUCCUUAUACCUUCAGCACCAGCGCCAGGAGCUUGGAGAAGUUCUACAGGACAUGGACAUCAAAAAGCCGGACAUCAAUGGACUGGAGGUUAUUGGCUCUGGAAAGCCUUUCACUUCUGUCACAGUGUGUCCCAGUCCCUUACUGGACAAGGAGGAAGAGGAGGCAGAGCACAAGAUGAUGAAGAAGGAGAACCUUGAUCCACAGACACAGUAUGAUGAUGUUCGGUUGGAUGCUCUGCACAUUCCUGCCUUAAGGUUCUGUAGUCAGCUUGCUAGCUGGACUGGAAACUCUACAACUAACCAGGGAGAAGUAGGAAUCAGUGCCACAAUAUUCUUUGAGGCCCUGACUGGAGACAGAGCAUCAUCCCACCUGGAGCUGCACAAUGAGGGCAGCACAGCCAUCUUCUACAGCUGGCAGCAGCUUCCAGUGCCACACAGCUUUCCUAAAUUACGAUCACAAACAAAGAACCUGCACUUCUACUUCAACUCCUCCUCUGAUGUCAUCCAUCCAGGUGAUACCCAGCGGGUGGAGUUUAUAUUUAAGUCUGAGGAGCCAGGCAUAAAGACUGAACUAUGGCAGCUCAACACCCACCCUUUGCUGCUGCAAGGAGCCUCCAUGCAGGUCACAUUGAGGGGAGUGGCUCUGUACCAGGACAAAAGUGCAGACCAGAAGCUUUUCAUAGAGACAAAGCUGGAAAAGACAGUGAAGGUAAAAAUGUGUCGGUCCAUUGUGUAUGAGAUGCUGCAGGGAGUCCGCACCCCAGAGAGACCCAGUUCUCCUGCAGAGCUUUAUGUCACUGAGGAGCAGGAGUUUUUAAGCAAAAACCCCAAGUUGCAGUACCUUCAUCAGCCAGUGGAGGACCUAAAGAGACUGUGGCAAGAGGUUCAUUCGGGACAUACCUGGGACCUCUCUGUCGAUACACUCCAACAGGUUGUGCUGUCUCUGCCCAAGCAAGAGUCAGCUCAGGAAAAUAGCCUGGCCCAACUCAACUCUCUGCUUCUGCAGCUUUCUGAACCCUCUCAACUGAAACACCGCCAGCUAACAGCAACAGCUAUAGGGCAGCAGCUGUGGAGGAAACUGCUGGACACGAUGGCUGGUGAGGCCAUGUGGCUCAGAAACCUGCUGGGCCUUCCAGAGAAAGACACAUGGAUCAAUAAAAAGGAGGAAUUCCUGGUCUCUGAUCCCGAUAUGGCUGACAGCAUAGAUGAGAGGAGUGAGACAAAGCAAGGAGCAGCUGCUGAAGAGCAGAGCAGUGGGUCAAGGUCCAGAUUUAAAGAUGACAACAAAGGGGAGUCCAAGUCAGCAACAACUGAAAAAUCAGUGGAGGUAAGCAAAAAGAAAGGGAAGAGAAGGGAGGAAGUGGGGAAACGCACUAGGGAAAAGCAAGGGAAGGACUCGGCCUCUCUGAUUGAUAUCCCUUCAGACAGCAUCAGUCAACAACCUCCUGAUGGCCAAGGUGUAGGGCCGGAGGUGAUGGACAUUUAUACAAGACUCCUGCAAGUAAAGGUUUAUGCUCUGAUGGAAGACCUGGUAGAUAACCUGUGUGACCUGAUGGAUGACCUUAAUGAGGGAAACACAGAAGCACUACACACACAAUACUAACACGUGAGAGCAGGCUGAGGAGCCUACACAUGAAUGUUUUAUUCCUAAUUCUGUCGUUUUUAUACCUUUUAUUUUGUUGUGACAUCAAUAAAGUUUUUGUUCC